This is a messenger RNA of Cavia porcellus (domestic guinea pig), 790 nucleotides long. Its product is annotated as anthrax toxin receptor 2-like. Gene Ontology annotation, cellular component: plasma membrane; cell surface. The transcript has 6 exons. Gene Ontology annotation, molecular function: transmembrane signaling receptor activity. The coding region runs from base 227 to 790 and encodes 187 amino acids. The record is from RefSeq and is a predicted model, not a curated record. Lineage: Eukaryota; Metazoa; Chordata; Mammalia; Rodentia; Caviidae.
CUUUGGAGACAGUGGCAGGACACCCAGGGCUGCUGUAUCUUGGUCCCCUUGCUCUGAGAGGGAACCGGUGUGGGCACACUGGGCACUGGUGACAGAGCGCCAGGAGCUCAGUCCCUGGGCACAGGCAAGGUGGCUGGGCAGGAGGCCGGAGGUAGCUCAUGCCUUCCCUACCUGGGCCCUGGGAUAGGGUUCCAGGAGCAGAGAGGUCCCAGGGACAGCCAAGAAAAUGGGGCGGCGUGGCCCUGGUGUGCUCUUCCCUGUGCACUUCCUCCCGUUCCUGUUGCUGUCUCCCUCCGUGGUCAGCACAGGGAGCCCCAUGGAAGUUGAUCUGGGCUUCGGAUAUUUAGAAUCCGGGGUGCCAGGACACAGCUUGCACAAGAAGCAAGCAAAGGAGCAGACAUGCCUGAUUGGCUCUGACAUCUACUUCGUCCUGGAAAAGUCCGACUUCGUGGGUAACAACUGGUAUCAGAUUUACAGGUUUAUGAACAAUAUGAUGAGAAGGUUGACAGAUCCGAACCUGCGUGUGUCCUUCAUCACCUACUCCUGCAAGGGCAACAUCAUCCUGCCGCUCACUUCAGACAGACAAGAAAUUCAGAGGGGCCUGGACAGACUACAGUACACUGUCCCUGCAGGUUCUCACUUCCUGGAGGAAGGAAUCCACAAGGCGAAUAUGCAAAUUCAAAAUGUCAACUUCAAGUCCGGAGGAGCCCAGCUGUGGGAGCCCAGUGCCCCCUGUCCCAUCCCGGUCCUGGGCAUGGACACAGUGCCCACCUCAGCAUGGCUCUCAUAG